AUGUUUGUUAAGCGGGAAGGUGUUUUCUAUGGUCAAUGUAGCGAACUUUGUGGAGAUAAUCAUGGUUUUAUGCCCAUCGUAGUUCAAGCGGUUAGUCAAGAUGGAUCGGGUACUGUAUGUACAGCAAUAGGUUGCACCUAUUUGAUGCCUGUCGCACCGAACUGCUAG
This is a messenger RNA of Ectocarpus siliculosus, 168 nucleotides long. The record is from the annotation of a GenBank genome assembly. NCBI's taxonomy places the organism in Eukaryota, Phaeophyceae, Ectocarpales, Ectocarpaceae.